Striga asiatica is the source of this 384-nucleotide messenger RNA. The record is from the annotation of a GenBank genome assembly. NCBI's taxonomy places the organism in Eukaryota, Viridiplantae, Streptophyta, Magnoliopsida, Lamiales, Orobanchaceae.
AUGUCCGAGGCUAAUUGUGCACAUUUAACGCAGUCCCAAUGGCGGCUGUGCUGCUCUGUGAAGCCAGCAAGUCAAAGCUCACGCGUCAGCAACUGCCCGGCCACGCACACACAUUCAAGCAAGCACCCUGAAAGCUCACCCGCAUGCACACACAUGGCCCAACAGCGCUGGACACCCAACGGCACUCAUCAGCCAACGGACUUGAAGAACCACCCGCAACCACUCACCGCCGGCCGACAGGCUUCAGGGGGGCCUACCGACCGACAGACAGCAGCGGACGCACCCCAACACGCCCAUCAACCGGACGAGCCCGCCGAGCGCCAGCUUGUCGUGUCACUCACCGCAGGGGUACACCCCUCCAAAGGGAACGGUGAAAGUGCGUAG